Messenger RNA from Funneliformis mosseae, 564 nucleotides. The record is from the annotation of a GenBank genome assembly. NCBI's taxonomy places the organism in Eukaryota, Fungi, Glomeromycota, Glomeromycetes, Glomerales, Glomeraceae.
UGCUGGGAAAAUUAUAUCGCAACAUCCAACUCGAUAAACAUGCAAAGGAUCCUUUGCUAAAAUAUAAUGAAAUAACUAUAGAUGAUGAUUUUGUUUUUGAAGGAUUUCAAGACUAUUUAGAAGAAGCAAUCACUUGUCGUGAUAAUUAUAAUAAUGAAAUUCGAAGCCUUAUGAAAAAAUAUAAUGUUAAAACUGAAGCAGAAGUUUUGACUGCACAAUUAUUAGGACUUCGAAAUAAUGAUAGUAAGAAAGCCAAAGAAAAUCGAAAAUCGAUUUCCGGAACUUCAUCUUUCAUAAUCCAUCAUUAUCGCAAAGUAUUCUUGAUGAACUUGCAAGAAGCUCAUAACAUUCAUGAUACUGAUAAUGAGGUAUCACCAUUCAAUUUAGAUAUAUCUAUUCCUAUAAACGAGAAAUCAAAAGCUAAAGCUUCGGCAUGGUAUAUCGUCACAUAUUGCAAAAAUGAAUUGCCUUAUAAUGGAAAAUUUAAGAUUACUUUAUUAAGUUUUCCUUGGGUUGUAUCAGAUGUAUUAUUAGCAAUCCGUAGGGAUAAUAAACUGGCUAGAG